Messenger RNA from Perognathus longimembris pacificus (Pacific pocket mouse), 1642 nucleotides. RefSeq names its product neural Wiskott-Aldrich syndrome protein-like. Bases 1 to 753 code for a protein of 250 amino acids. Lineage: Eukaryota; Metazoa; Chordata; Mammalia; Rodentia; Heteromyidae. The record is from RefSeq and is a predicted model, not a curated record. The transcript has 4 exons.
AUGUCCCGAGCCCACACCCCCCUCUCCCCAGACCCAGAAAAGUUGAGGCAAAUCGCGGGGAGCAGGGCGAAGCGGCCGGUCGAGGCCCUGCUUACCUUAACUUCUGACGAGCGCCGCGAGAGCCGGCUCUGGCUGCGGCCCCCGGCCCGGCUGGGCGGCCUGGCGGCCCGGCCGGGUCCCCUCGGUGCGGGACGGGCACCGACCCUCAGCAUCAGCCGAGACAGCGGGCGGGCGGGAGACCCGAGGCCCGGACGCCGCCGCGCUGAGCGUGGUCGCCUCGCUGCUCCGACGCGGCUCGCCCAGGGCGGACUGGGGCGACGUGGACCCCCCCUCCCACCCACCCCACCCACCCCCCCUUCCCCCACACCCCCGCCCCCUGCCCUUCCCGAGGGCAGCAGCCGCAGCCCGGAGAUAAGCGCUGGCGCGGCGCGCGGCUCUGCCGGGGCUAGUGGCACCGACUUGGCCACACAACUUGAAAGGGGGAGCCGGCGCGUAGGAGGUGAGAGUACGCCGCAAAAAAUCCGCUCUGCUGCCUUUUCUCUAAAAACCCGAGGGUCGGAUGUGGCAUUUGAAGAAAGAAGGCGUGGGUCAAUAAUCAACCCGUACUUUCUCCUCCAAACUGCUGACGCGAUUCUCGCCGCCUUCUCAGUUCCGCCAGCUGCAGAAAUUACCCACUGCCUCUGUAACCUUUCUAGGCAAAUCCCACCGCAGUUUACCCGGCUCCUCCAAACCCACCAAGCUUUUCUUUGCUAAGAAGGAUCCCUUGGCUCCUCCAAUGUCCCCAACUCCCCAUGGCUCCCAGUCUCUAAUCCCAGGGGAACUAGAAGACACCUUCAAUACAAGGAUUCUAGCCACAGUGAAGGUGCAGCGUUUGUAUUCAUUCUAUCAUUCAAGGGGCUAGCUGUCUCGCUUCACAGCCGCACAGCCACAGCCGGGGAGGAAGGUGAGGAGUAAUUGUUGACGGGAGAGAUCACAAAAUUCCACAAUGAGGAGGGAAGUACUGAGGAAAUAUACUUGCCUGUGAGGGUGAAACUGACAUUUUGAGGGCAGAAAGGGACCAGUCCUUACAAUAACCAAUAGUGCAGGUAAAAUGAAAUGGAUUUAGCACUUUCCCUGGAAGGAGAAAAAACAAAACCCGUGCUCUAUAAAAGCAUCUAUUGGCUGCUUCUUACUGUGCAUGCUUUUAACAGGAGUCCAUCGCUAGAUAUUUAUUCUGCUUGCAGGCACUGAAGUGACAAUAAAAAGAUGCCUCUAACAAACCUCUAUUCCCUUUCUCAUUCUUUCUAGUGAAACUAUAUUAUUUAUGAGUGUUUAACUGGGUCAAAAAUGCGCCAGAACUGGGUCAUAAAUCAUAUGAAAUGCUGACAAGUAAUUGAACAGCAAUUAAAGCUUACAUUUUAUUUCCAAGGGGUGUUUUAGAGCACUUGAAACAGCCUCAGUUAAACAUGGUUACCACUGAAGUCGGCCUGGGGGAGGGCACGGUGGCCCUCCUUUUGGGGAAGCAGAUCCCAAUCCAGUAAGGGAAGUUUGCAAUUUGCUUUUUUUUUUUUUUCAAAUAAAGAAAGCAAAAAAGAUUUUUUUAAGCUGAAGGGGAAAAUUGAUUUUUAAAAACUCAUCCUUGGUACAGGAAGCCGAGGAAAGA